AUGGUACCGCACUGGUGGCGCUGCGAGGAAGAGAAAAUUAAUGAAAUGCUCAGCAUGGAAUUACAAACAUCCGAAGUUAAUCAUGACACGAAUUCAUUACCGCUAGUUUUAUCACAUCAGAGUAAUAUCGGAUCCAGUCGAGGCCAUCAUUUAAGUACACAUAAUAUACAACAUUUGCAUCAUCAAACAACAUUACAUUCAAUAUCAAAUAGUACAGCCGCAUUUCAUUUAAAUUCUGCUCCAGUUGAAGCUUUAAUGACUAAAACAGGGCAAAAUGCUACACAUAUAGGUUUUUGGCAACCGCAGCAUCAGCACGAGAUUCCAUAUUCGCUGACUACGCAAAAUAAUAACGAUAAAAUAAAAGAAGAUAACCAAAGCACUCAAGAAAGCUUAGCUGGCGAUGGUCACGGCGGUGUCAAUCAGCUGGGAGGUGUUUUUGUUAAUGGUCGCCCCCUUCCUGAUGUUGUAAGACAACGUAUUGUUGAGUUAGCGCAUAAUGGUGUUCGACCAUGUGACAUAUCACGUCAACUACGCGUCAGUCAUGGCUGUGUAUCUAAGAUAUUGUCAAGGUAUUAUGAAACUGGAAGCUUUAAAGCAGGAGUUAUAGGAGGCUCCAAACCGAAGGUUGCUACUCCACCUGUAGUUGAUGCGAUAGCAAAUUACAAGCGUGAGAAUCCGACAAUGUUUGCAUGGGAAAUACGUGAUAGACUAUUAGCGGAAGGAAUAUGUUCCCAGGAUAAUGUACCCAGCGUAUCUUCAAUUAACAGAAUCGUUAGAAACAAGGCCGCGGAAAAGGCCAAACAUGUACAUCAUCAACAUCCACAACAAAGCAAUAGUUGUUCUACUGGUAACAACGGCAGCUCAAAUCUCAACGCUGCAGACAGUGUUGAAAGUAACGGCAUUGAUUUGCAUCAGCAACCAAAUAAUGCCAACAACUUAAGUAAUAAUACAACAUCAGUUAUAGCACAUACGCCUGCUACUGAUGUAAUAGGAAGAGUGCAUAUACAACAACCAGAACAGAGUAUUCUCAAUACAGCAGUGUCGAGCACAACUAUUCCCCGUUGUGUCAAUAGUAGCCAAAAUAGCGGAGAAAACCGAUCGACCGGAUAUAGCAUAAAUGGAAUCCUAGGCAUACAACAUGCUACAGAUGCAAAUGAAAAUAAUUUUAAAAGAAAACGGAUCGAUGAUCAUGGUGAGUUUUAA
Messenger RNA from Ceratitis capitata (Mediterranean fruit fly), 1203 nucleotides. RefSeq lists its product as uncharacterized. NCBI's taxonomy places the organism in Eukaryota, Metazoa, Arthropoda, Insecta, Diptera, Tephritidae. Gene Ontology annotation, molecular function: DNA-binding transcription factor activity, RNA polymerase II-specific; RNA polymerase II cis-regulatory region sequence-specific DNA binding. Bases 1 to 1203 code for a protein of 400 amino acids. The record is from RefSeq and is a predicted model, not a curated record. Gene Ontology annotation, biological process: anatomical structure development; regulation of transcription by RNA polymerase II. The transcript is spliced from 6 exons.